Molecule: messenger RNA, 813 nt
Organism: Grosmannia clavigera kw1407
Lineage: Eukaryota; Fungi; Ascomycota; Sordariomycetes; Ophiostomatales; Ophiostomataceae
Product: acid proteinase
Exons: 2
Coding region: 1-813 (270 amino acids)
Biological process (GO): proteolysis
Molecular function (GO): glutamic-type endopeptidase activity
Source: RefSeq, a predicted model, not a curated record
AUGAAGCUCAUCUCUGUCACGAGCGCCCUGCUCGUUGCCAACGUCGCUCUUGGAGCCCGCUUCACGGAAAAACGCCGCAACAGAGCUGUCGAGCGUGGUGCUACCGUCCGUCCCGGCCAGAGCCUCCCCAAGAUCCCCUCGGAUGGCCCUGCCGCUCAGAUCGCCAAGCAGAACAACUCGGCCAACGUGGAGUACAGUAACAACUGGGCUGGCGCUGUUCUCAUCGGCACCGACUACACGUCCGUCACCGGCACCUUUGUCGUUCCCACGCCCAAGGAGCCCACCGGCGCCAGCAGCGACACGCAGUACUCUGCUUCGGCCUGGGUCGGCAUCGACGGCAAUACCGCUCAAAACUCCAUUCUCCAGACCGGCGUCGACUUUUAUGUCGAGGACGGCCAGACCUCGUUCGACGCCUGGUACGAAUGGUAUCCCGAGAGUGCCUACACCUUUUCUGGCUUCGGCAUCUCGGCUGGUGACACCAUCAAGCUCACGAUCACGGCCACGAGCUUGACUUCCGGUACAGCUCUUAUCGAGAACGAGUCCAGUGGUAAGUCGGUCUCGCACUCGUUCUCCAGCGAGGAAUACGCCCUGGAGGAGCUCAAUGCCGAGUGGAUCGUCGAGGACUAUGAGAGCAACUUCGGCCAGGUGCCCCUUGCCAACUUCGGCACCGUGAUCUUUACCGACACCAAGGCCAUCUCUGGCAGCAGCUCCGUUGGGCCUUCUGGUGCCACCCUGAUUGAUCUGGAGCAGAACGGCGAGGUCCUGACUUCCGUGUCUGUGUCUGGCGAUGAAGUCAUCAUCAAAUAUAUCUAA